AUGCUAUCCUGCUUCGGGUUCGGCAAGUCGCGCGAGGAUCGCGAGCGAGAGCCUCUGCUGCCGCGCUACAAUGACGACACGGCGCUCCAGCAGCGGCUGCACGAGAAGCUGCACACGUAUCAGAUGCUGAGAGCUCUCGGCAAGGGAUACAUGCCGUCCAACGAGCAGCUCAUCGUCAACCUGCGCACCCUGCUGUCUUGCGACAUCCUUAACCCCGAUACGCCAGACCUUAGCGACUCUGGGCGCAAGCUCAUCCUCAACGUCAAGCUCCUGAUCAAGCAGCUGAUUGAGCUCCUACUGCACAAGAACGACCAGGACCAGAUUCAAGAUUUUAUCUGGUACUUGACGAAAGCUCGCUUGUCCAUCGACGCCUACGACAUUGGUGCUCGAGCGUCAAAAGCCAGGGCCAGAGCCGAUACAGUUGCUGCAUACAAAAGCUUACAAACCGUCGGCUCUCUCUUCUUAACCAAUUCUGACUUUCGCCUUCUGCUAUCGGACCUCGGCACCAUUGGUCGAGAGGUGUUCCGCGACACAGCCUUCACCCUAUCCGACGUGUCCAAGCAGGCCGCCAAGAAAAUCGAGCCCUCCAAAGAGGAAGAGGAAGCUCUCCGACACCCGAACGGGGACUCGAAGCCUCCCCCUUCCAAGGACGACUUCCAAGAUGAGGUCGUCGAGGUUUCCCAGGUCGUUGCUGAUGGCGUCGCCAAAGUCGCAGAUGAAGCCAGCCAGAGCUUAGUGGAUCAUGUCACCGGCGACGAACAAGAGACCAUCGUGCACCGAUUGAAAAAGACGAUUCUGAAUUUGCGCGACCGCAAAGACUACUCUGACUCGGUGUCCACGCUGUCUCUUCUGAUCAGACGAUAUCUUUUGGUUUACUCGCACGCCAUCUCCGACACCAUCGAAGUUGCGCAGGAUGACAUCAACACCAACCCCGAGGCGGAUCGGGCUCUGAAGAACUUCUGGCUCUUUUUGACCUCACUCGGUGAUCGCAACCAUUGGAACGAAGUCGAACGCAUGUUCAAAGUUGUUAUGGAGCACGGCCGAAGUGACCCUGAGUUUGACGAACUUGUCAGGCAAAUCGGCAAUUUGCUGCAAGACAUGCUGACGGAUCCCGACUUUUUCGAACAUGCGGAAGACCGCUUCAAGGAGUUGAGGGCCAAGUCAAAGGAGCUUACAUCUGAGUCAUCCGUCAGGGAUGAUCUCGACGCAUUGCUCGACAAAGUUCAACUGGCCUUGCACUCAGUGCUUGAAGAUGCCGACAUCAAAAAGGUGCUCAACACCACCCAAAGAAUCCUCAAAAUUCUGUCGCCUGCCCAUCAAUACACGAACGGGGAGUUGGUGGCGGACUCUGUCAACGUCUUCAUCCCCUUGCUCGUGCAGGCUAUUCAAUACGUGCCAAUUCCUCGCUUGGAGGUUUCAGCACCGGCAAUCGACCUCCUUUUGGAGAACCUAAUUUUGGAACCAGGACGCACCGUCAACAACAGCUCUUUCCUCCCCUACAAGAUCAAUAUAUCGACCCAGAAUGAUGUCGAAAUUCGCAAGGCCCGCUUCCGGACGACUUCCACAGUGAAAACGCUGAUGCGAAUUACCAUAUCGGGCCUGUCAAUUGCCGCGGAGGAUCUGGGCUUUUGGCUCCGCCUUCAUUCGGGAAUAUUGAGGCUAGCCGAUGCUGGCAUCGCUGGAUUCCACCUUGAUGAGCGAGGCAUCGAUGUUGCCAUUGAUGUGGAGGUCGGAAAGGAGCGACUUGAGCACAUAUUAACUCUUCACAAUGUCCGAGUUCGCAUCCACCAUCUCAAUUAUACGCUCCGCAAGAGUAAAUUCGCCUGCCUCGCUUGGGUGCUGAAGCCGAUUAUACGACCAAUUGUCAAGGCCGCAUUGGAAGCCCAGAUUGCUGCCAGCAUCGGCGAGUUGCUUCAUUUCGCUAACAGAGAACUUGUUUUUGCUCGUGAGCGGCUCAGGGCCACCCGCAUCGCCGACCCGCAGGACUUGUGGACAUUCCUCAAGGCCGUGGCAGCGAGAUUGGUGCCUCCGGAGGAUCCAGAUCUCUACACCCGAGUGGGCGUUGCGCAACCCGGCCGGGGUGUCUUCAAGGGGGUCUAUGCCCCCGGCAGUCUCGUCAAAAUGUGGAACGAGGAGGCGGCCCUGGCAGGCGACCGAGUGCACGAAUAUCAGAGAGACGGGUGGCGCAAUGCAAUCUUUGACAUUGGCACUACAACGGUCUGA
Molecule: messenger RNA, 2223 nt
Organism: Colletotrichum siamense
Lineage: Eukaryota; Fungi; Ascomycota; Sordariomycetes; Glomerellales; Glomerellaceae
Exons: 2
Coding region: 1-2223 (740 amino acids)
Molecular function (GO): lipid binding
Source: RefSeq, a predicted model, not a curated record